This is a messenger RNA of Prunus persica (peach), 1098 nucleotides long. RefSeq lists its product as uncharacterized. The transcript has 5 exons. NCBI's taxonomy places the organism in Eukaryota, Viridiplantae, Streptophyta, Magnoliopsida, Rosales, Rosaceae. The record is from RefSeq and is a predicted model, not a curated record. Bases 1 to 1098 code for a protein of 365 amino acids.
AUGAAGAUACAUAAAUUGAAAUCUUUGUAUUUCUGGUGUGCCCUCGUUUUCGUUGCACCCUUUCUUCCUCAAUCUUUGCGCUCUUUAUCAGUGCGUUUGAGUAUGGAAAUUUUUAAAACGCCGUCUCUAUCAAUUCCCAGUAAUCUCCGUUACUUGAAACUGGUAUUAGUUAAAAUAGAAGACGAGAGGUUUUUCAAAUGGAUCACAUGUUGCUGCAAAUGCAUUAAGCAGUUAGAGCUUGUUCAUAUUCAAGGGAUACGAAAUAUCACCAUUGAAAGUUCGUUUUUGGAAUACUUUCAUGGUUUCAUUCAAAGUGACAUCUUGCAUGUGAAUAUCUCUGGUGAAAAGCUUGAAGGGAUAGAUAUAUGUCUAUGGUUUCAUGGCUAUCCAGAAAUAAGCAGCAAUUCACUGAAGAUUUUUGCUCCAAAUCUUAAAAACUUGAACUGGAACAGCAGCAAUGGGAGGUAUAGCCCAAAUCUGGGAAAACUAAUGAGUUUGGAAAAAGUUCAGCUUUUUUUAGACCCUCGGGUAAAUGAACUUGACAAGGUUCUUUGCAGAGUAUGCUCGGCAAAAGAUCUUAUUAUAAACGAGAGGACCAUUAAGGCUAUUUUCAAGGAUGGUUCCACGGCAGUACCAAUAUUAGAUAAUAUUUGUAACUUGACUCUGCAUUUUACGAGCUUGAAUGAUGACCUUGUUCCAGCUGUGGCCUCUCUUCUCAAAGGAAUGCCUAAUUUGAAUUUUUUGUCCAUGAAGACUACUAACUCACGGAGCUGGGAUGCCCAAACUUCAGCUGGCUUUGGUAUAGAAUACUGGAAACUACAGAACCUUGCUUUUCUUCAUCAGCUUAAGGAGGUAACCAUCGAGUAUCCCGACAACGUGUCUAAUGAACUCGAGUUUAGAAGGUAUAUCCUCGAGCAUGCUCAAAAUUUGAUGAAAAUGGUCAAUCUUCUUAAUUUUGAAGAUACGCAAUUUGAAGUUUUAGCAAGGAUGGUGAUUAGGAGCAAGAUGAUUUCCACUGCCACAGUUUUAAUCAGGAAAGAUUCUAAACGUUGGUGGGGAUUGGUAACGCCAAUUAUGGAUCCUUAUUUUAUUUUAUGA